AUGGAGCCUCCAAGAACUGGCAGCAAUGGCGACACCCUGGUUUCAGCCAUCGAAAAGGCAGCGACCAAGGCGUUCCAGCCUACAGCUGACCCGGUGUCACGAUCGGAAGGGCAACAUGAAUUUGGUGCUCUUAUCUCAAGGACAGGUACUUCGGCUCUGAUAACUACGUUGAACGUCCUUAUGAAGCCGGAUCGGGUCCCGGGAUGGCUUCGAAUCCACCUGAUGGAUGUCCUCACCCUGCUCCCUCAGCGCCCAGAUGGCAUCCGGGCCACGCUUGAGUUCGUGUUCUCUGUGCACCCAUCGAGCACUUUGAGAGCGUCUGAGGCUGCAACCACUCAAAAACAGGGUGCGAACAUCACGAUGGAAGCCCUGAAGAUGGCCUCGAUCCUACUGUCUGUACCACCUGCUUCCGUGAGCCCCGCGGACUGGUUCCCUGGUAUUGCGCCACAGCUGUUGCGUCUGUUGGAUGGGAACGAUGGUGCAGACCUUGUCAAAGUUGCUUCCUAUGUGAUAGGCUUUGGCAUACUAGGAAGGAAACAGUUUGGUGCACCUGGGACACCCGGCUGGAAAGCAUUCGCCGAAACCAUGCUGGCGGGUAUUGACCCAUCGUUGUCCACUGAGGCAUCUACUACCGAGCCUUUGGUCUUCAGUGCCGGCCCGGAUGAGGUGGUUGACCUCCGGAAGCAGGCUGUCCUCGUUAAAGAAGACGACUUGCAUGCUGCAUUAACACGCCUUGCUGCGCUGCUAAACUCUCAUCCCAAUCCAGGUUUGACCAAGAGACUACUCGCCCCAUUGAUGCUACCGUUGUGGGCACUGUCAUCGUGGACUUCUAAGGAUGAGGGUCUCAAACAACGAUACUCUCGUCCCGCUCAAAUCCUUCUAGAAAUCUUCCUGAAGCUUGCUGGAUCUCCUGAGAAAUUCCAGGAGCUCUUAGAAAACCUCCUCUUCAACGGUGCUGUCGGUUCUUCCAAGAUCCAAUGGGCCUAUGAACUAGUUGGGGAGUCUGGUCUUCAGGUCAAACGCGUAUGGGACAGCACAGAUGCAGGCAAUGCAGAGCUGGACCUGCCAGCCAUCGAGUCCAAGACGGAUGCCUUUGUAGACCUUCUGCGCCGGCUAGGUUCUGAUUUGGACAUAUCGACAUUAUUCUUGGACCUCUUUCAGAGCUCGUUAGCCCCUCAAGGAGACGCAGACAAGAUCAAGAUCGUCGAUGAUGAUGGCCACGAUGCAGACCCAGUAGCGCAGCUGAUCAAAGCGCGAGUACUUCAACAGAUGAUAGAAACCCUACCUGAUCGAUUGAUCUCGGAUUCGAAGCACCUACUAGAACUUGUGAGCAAGAUACUGGGCGAGUUAAAAGAGUCAUCACUUGGUGACGAUGCCACCGCUAUCGCUCUAAGUCUGCUAAACAUAGUCGUCACAACACCAAACUUCCAGAGGUCAGACGCCGAUGCGAGUGUCCUGACCUCUAUAGAAUCGUCUCUCGAUAAGAUCAGCAAGGCGGAGAACCCCGAAACCUCCCAAACUGCUCAUAACCUGUCUCUACUCCUGAAGUAUCGAGACGCUAUGGAUGACCCAGCAGACCGCCCAAUUACACCGAGUGCGCGCCAAGUGGAGGAUCGCAAGACCUACCAACUGGCCAUAUCCUACAUCACACAAGCAGACUCGCCGCCGCCUGUGCGCUCCGAGGGCCUCAACCUCCUCGCAACGCUCAUCAAGGCCAACAGCGCCAUCCUCGACAUUCCGGCCACGCUGGUCCUGCUCUCAUCCCUCCUCAACGAGGACGACGACUACAUCAACCUGCGCGUCAUGCAGACCCUGACACUCAUGGCCACCAGACACCCCAAAUCCACAACCAAAGAGAUCCUCGAGCACUACGUCGAUGCCGACGAGCACGAAAAGACGGACACGCGCCUCCGCUUCGGCGAGGCCCUCCUGCAAGUAAUCCAGCGCCUCGGCGAGACCUUCGCCGGCAAAACCGCCACCCAAGUCGGCGAAGCCCUCCUCGCCGUCGCCAGCCGACGCGGCCACCGGCCCAAGACCGAAGUCAAGCAGGAGCGCGCCGCGCGCCUCGAAGCACACAAACACAACGCCGCCAAAGCAGCCUGGGACGACGCCCUGCCCGACCUAAGCGAGGAUCUCGCGGACGAGCUCCCCAACGAGCACGACCGCGCGCGCAACGAGAUCCUGGCGCAGAUCGUCAGCGGCUGGGAGAGCAAGCGCGGCAGCGUGGACGUGCGCGUGCGCGCCUCGGCGCUCUCCCUCUUCGCCGCCGGCAUCGACACCAACGUGGCCGGCUACGGCGCCACGCUCGUCGAGGGCGCCGUGGACCUGUGCGUCGGGAUCCUGACGCUAGAAACGGGGCCCGAGACGGCCAUCCUGCGGCGCGCUGCUAUACUACUAAUCCUCGCGUUCGUGCGCGCGCUCGCGUCGGCGCGGGAGCAGGGGCGAAGCCUGGGGUUUGGGUUGCUGGAGGGGAGUCGCGUCGAGAUUGUUAGGGUGCUGGAGUACGUGGCGCAGACGGACGGCGAUGGGCUGGUGCAGGAGCAUGCGCGGGAUGUGGUCGAGAGUCUGGAGAAUUGGCGGUUGAUGGAGGUCUUGCCGACGGCGGCGGAGCGUGGUGGUCUGGGUGAGGGACCUGCGUUGACGAGGCUCGCGGGCUUGGAUAUUGGGAUCGGUAGCAGGCCGAGCCUGCCGGCGUUGGCGACACCUGGGCAGGAACAAGCUCGGCCUAGGAUUGAGGAGAUUGAAUAG
Molecule: messenger RNA, 2748 nt
Organism: Anthostomella pinea
Lineage: Eukaryota; Fungi; Ascomycota; Sordariomycetes; Xylariales; Xylariaceae
Source: the annotation of a GenBank genome assembly